UCUACUCAUACUACGCUCCUCCGCUACGUUUGCUUCCUUCUACAAAGCGUAAAACGAAAAGCAACAAGUGAUUUCGAUUGUACACCCUCUCUCCGAUCCAAUCGAUUCCGAUGAUGAGUUCCGAACCGUCAGAUAACGACUCAGAGCCGUUCGUGGAAUCAGAUCCCACCGGUAGAUACGGCCGUUACGACGAGCUCCUAGGCUCAGGCGCCGUGAAAAAAGUCUACAGAGCAUUUGACCAAGAAGAAGGCAUUGAAGUCGCGUGGAACCAAGUCAAGCUGAGAUGCUUCUCCGACGACAAAGCCAUGCUCGAGAGGCUCUACUCAGAGGUGAGGCUGCUCAAGAGCCUCGAGAACAGUAACAUCAUCGCCUUGUACAAGGUCUGGAGAGACGAGAGGAGCAACAUCUUGAACUUCAUCACAGAGAUUUGCACCUCCGGGAACUUGAGAGAGUAUAGGAAGAAGCAUAGACACGUGUCCAUGAGAGCUAUGAAGAAGUGGUCGAAACAGAUACUUAAAGGAUUGGAUUAUCUCCACACGCAUGAGCCGUGUAUCAUCCACAGAGAUCUUAAUUGUAGUAAUGUUUUCGUUAAUGGGAACAUUGGUCAGGUCAAGAUUGGUGAUCUUGGUUUAGCUGCGGUCGUGGCGGAGGAUCAUGUAGCUCACUCGGUUCUCGGGACACCGGAGUUUAUGGCUCCUGAGCUCUACGAGGAGACGUACACGGAGAUGGUUGACAUUUACUCGUAUGGGAUGUGUGUUUUGGAGCUUGUGUCGCUUGAGAUUCCGUAUAGUGAAUGCGAUAGCAUCGCGAAGAUUUACAAAAGGGUGAGUAGUGGAGUUAGACCAGAGGCUCUGAAUAAAGUGAAGGAUGUAGAAGCUAAGGCCUUUAUUGAGAAGUGUAUUGGGCAACCCAAGGCGAGGCCUUCUGCUGCUGAGCUUCUUCGUGACCCGUUCUUUGAUGGGAUAGUAGAUGAUGAUGAAGAAGUAGGAAACAAUUGACAUUAGUGGAAGUGGUCGUGUUGUUUCUUGAUGAUGUAAUGGAUGCAUACAGUGACCUGUGUCCUAUUGGUUUGAGUAUAUUUUUUUACAUUUUGAGAUGCGUUGUUUCGUUCUUUUUUUUUUCUUAUUAGUUUGUACAUAAACUCCUAAUUCGAGAUGGAUAUUAUACACAGCUUGUUCCUUUUAGUUCAUAACUGAUUUCAAAC
This is a messenger RNA of Eruca vesicaria subsp. sativa (arugula), 1204 nucleotides long. Lineage: Eukaryota; Viridiplantae; Streptophyta; Magnoliopsida; Brassicales; Brassicaceae. The record is from the annotation of a GenBank genome assembly.